AUGGCAUUCACUGGGUAUGUCUUUAAAUCUCUACAAGAAAUCACACCCUACCUGGAAGAUGCAGAGACUGGCCAGACGACCACAUGGGCUAAGCAACAGGCCAUUAGAUUGAAAUGCUUUGUGCUGGCUGGCUAUCCUGAAGUCAUCAAAGAGGAUGGUCAAACAAAACACUACAAUAGUCAGUGCUGUGUAAACCAGGAAGGAAAGCUGGUUUACACUUACAGAAAGCAUUUUCUGUAUCAGGUGGAUGAGAAUUGGGCAGCAGAAGGACCUGGAUUCACAUCGGUAGAUAUCAAGGGUCUGGGUAAAGUCGGAUUUGGCAUCUGUAUGGAUCUCAAUCCCUACCGCUUUGAGGCACCAUUCGAUGCAUUUGAGUUUGCCACCUACCACGCCCAGCAAGGCACAAAGCUGAUCUUGUGCAGUAUGGCAUGGCUACAAUCCAAGGGAAAAAGUGAGAACAUCAGAGUUCGUAGUACAAUUUCCUACUGGGCCGAGCGACUUUACCCAUUGAUAAAUCCUCCAAAAACAAAGGAUUCAUCGCCUGGAGUACCUUUGCAGGAGGUAGCUGCGUACUUGAACUGUUUCCUCAAUGCUUGA
Phycomyces blakesleeanus NRRL 1555(-) is the source of this 597-nucleotide messenger RNA. RefSeq lists its product as hypothetical. The transcript is spliced from 4 exons. Bases 1 to 597 code for a protein of 198 amino acids. The record is from RefSeq and is a predicted model, not a curated record. NCBI's taxonomy places the organism in Eukaryota, Fungi, Mucoromycota, Mucoromycetes, Mucorales, Phycomycetaceae. Gene Ontology annotation, biological process: protein catabolic process. Gene Ontology annotation, molecular function: protein-N-terminal asparagine amidohydrolase activity; protein-N-terminal glutamine amidohydrolase activity.